AGCGUGCCCGAGACAAGGCGAGAGUGUGAGUAGUUGCAACAGAGACGAACAGGGAAAUGAAGUUGUCAGACGGGCCAGCCCAGAGACUCGCUCCUCACAGCUAGGCGGCUACAGCAAGUUGGGGUGACAGUUGGUCACGAGCGGAGGAGGUUUUUCAUGAGACAUCACCGGUCAUGGAGGGCGUCCGUCUGAGCAACUUGUAGCCUCGAACCAAGCACGGGUUCGAUAGCUGCGGCUCGAGGUAACGCCGCGGCCGGUCCGAAGUAACGCCGCAGUGGGGGGAAAGAAAGUGGAGACAACUCGCUAGCCCGCUAGCUAACCUUUAGCCGCCGAGCCUCCUUCAGCUUCAACGCCAGAGUUCACUCGAGAUUCGGGCUCGGCUCACCUCCUCGUCGGCCAUGCCGUUCCCCUUCGGAAAGUCCCAGAAGAGUCCGGCCGAGAUCGUGAGGAGUUUGAAGGAGAAUGUGGCAUACAUGGAAAAGCUGGAUCCCGGAGACAGCAAGAAGUGCGAGAAGAUCGCAGAGGAGGUGUCCAAACAUCUGGCCUCGCUGAAGGAGGUCCUCUGUGGAACAGGUGACAAGGAGCCGCAAACUGAAGCAGUGGCUCAGCUCGCUCAAGAGCUGUACAAUACCAACCUCCUCAUUGCACUCAUCGCAAACCUGCAUAGGAUUGAUUUUGAGGGGAAGAAGGAUGUGGUUUAUUUGUUCAGCAAUAUUGUCAGACGUCAGAUUGGCACUCGCACACCCACAGUAGAGUACAUCUCCACACACCCACAGAUCCUCUUCAUGCUCCUGAAAGGAUACGACAGCGCAGAAGUGGCUCUGAACUGUGGGAUGAUGCUGCGGGAGUGCCUGCGUCACGAGCCCUUGGCACGGACGGUGCUCUUCUCUGAAGAGCUUUUCUGCUUCUUCCGCUAUGUGGAGCUCUCGACCUUUGACAUCGCCUCAGACGCCUUUGCCUCGUUCAAGGAUCUCCUCACAAGACACAAGAUUAUGUGUGCAGAUUUCCUGGAGAACAAUUACGACAGGGUAUUUACAGAGUACGAGAAGCUCCUGCAUUCCGAAAACUAUGUCACCAAACGACAGUCUUUGAAGCUUCUUGGGGAACUUCUCUUGGAUAGACACAACUUCACUGUCAUGACAAAGUACAUCAGUCGGGCAGACAACUUGAAGCUGAUGAUGAACCUGUUAAGAGACAACAGCCGAAACAUCCAGUUCGAAGCGUUUCACGUCUUCAAGGUAUUUGUUGCAAAUCCCAACAAGACUCAGCCUGUCCUGGACAUACUGCUGAAAAACCAGACCAAACUGGUGGACUUCCUGAGCCACUUCCAGACGGACAGAUCUGAGGAUGAGCAGUUCUGCGACGAGAAGAACUAUCUGAUCAAGCAGAUCCGGGACCUGAAGAGGCCCACAGCACCGGAGGAAGCUUAAAAAGCCACGGCAGGCGACUUACUCCAUCAGGUGGUAGAUUUUAGAGGUAGUGGCGGGAGCUGCAGAGGGCCGAGUGAGAGUCUGAGAGACGUGCUUCGUUAAGAUUUAAUAUUAACUACAAAAUAUAGGAAAAAAAAGUCAAAGAUUACUUCCUUCACUUUUCUGUUUUUAGUGUGGCUAUGGAGGCGAUUUCCAUCCAGAAACCUGAGUGGGCCAAGAACUCUUAUUUAAACCAUAGUGUUUCCUCUUUAGUUAUGAUUAAAUGCAUUUGGUCCAUUCCAGUGAUGUUGGACCUUAAACUGUUACCUUUCCACAUACGUUGUUGCUGGCAGAGACCAUAGAACGACAGAAACUUCUCCCCCCACGCACAGCCAACAUGAGCCCCGAGGUCUUUCUUCAAAGGCUCUUUUUUCUCUCUCUCUUCAGAAACUAUAUUUUAGAGAUUGACGUAAACAUAUUAUUUUUCUAAUGUAUCUUCAUGGUAAACAGUUUUAAAAAAACUUAGAGUAACUCUUCUCUCUUGAUCAUUGCUUUGGCUAACUAAUCACAUUGGUUUGGUUUAUUGCCUUAUUGUAAGCUGUUGUGUUGUACAGGGACUUGAAUGAUCUGAUAUGGCCUUGACACGUGCAUCAUAUUGGCCCGGUCAGCACGCAAACAGUCAUUUUCGGGGAGCACCGCGCAGCUCUCUGGCUUUUGGUAGCAUGUGUGAGGAUGCGAAAAGUUUGAAAUGAUGAUGAUGCUGCUGUGCUGCACUCACCAAUGCGUCAGCUGGCACAGGAAGAGAAAAUCAAAACCAGAGAGGAAUCAAUUUAUCGCGCUGCGUUCACCGAGGCUUACGUGACUGAAAUAGAAGCACAGCGUCAGAUAAUGCUGCAGGGUAGCGGCCAUCCGUUCAGUGCGGACAUGGACAUCCAGGAUAUACACAUUGAUCUGACUCGGAGCUCUCCAUCUUGUCUGCACAUACCGAGCAAUAAUUCAUUUGAUGGAAUGAUGUAACAUAGACAUUUUCCAUUACAGCAUAAGAACUGCAUAAAAGAAAAGAAAAUUGCAGUUUGCACUGAGGUGUUGCGCAAGGAUGCAUCAUAAGUAUGUUACACUGCAAAUUUAUUAAAUUCACAUUGGAGCAUGAGAUGUUAUUUAAAAAUUAGUUGACACGUUGGCCUGUGAGACUUGUCAAGUCAAAGUUUAUUUAUAUGGCACAUUUAAAACGACCUCGGUUGACCAAAGUGCUGUACAGGCUCAAAGCACAAUAUAAAAACAACAUGAAAAAUAAAGACACAACUAACUUUGGUUGGAGUUCCUUUUUCUCGAAUGAUGAAUUCUUACACAUUUUUCUUUGACUUGAGAAAUGAGCACUCACGUUUUUUUUUUGUUAUUGAACUGAAAUAUUUGGCUACAACUAAUGAAUUUAACCAUAAUCUGUCAGUUUAACGACAAAGAGCACAAAAAGAGAAGAGGGUGACAGACGCUGAAACACCCACACAAGAUUUUGAUUAUCAUGCUCUUUUCUGAUAUGAUGGUAAUAAUACAUUCUUACACCGUAACAUAACUGUGAUGCAUCAGAAAUCACUUCUGUCAUCGCCACGUUGUCAAAGCAACCAAGUGCACUGUUAAAACAUGAAUGCGUUUGUUUGAGACGAUGAGCACUUAGUUCCUCACACGCGUCACUGAUCAGUUCAACAUUUUCGAGAGACUUCUGUAGAUAUAGUUGCCUUACUUCUGCCAUUGUCACUAAAAUGGCAUCUUUAGGGAUUUGGAGAUGUUUGUCCGUGCACACAUUUUUUUUUCUUCUAGUACAUACCUCAUGGGAUUUGAGUUUGCAAACGUGCGUUCUCUGUUCUUUCCUUCUUAGACGUGAUAUUUUAGUUGACAUUUUAAAAUAACACAACAGUGGUUUGAAUGCAUGCCUAAACCUGAUAUAUGUGUGUUUAAACUUGAACAGGGACUGCAACCUGGUUUUCACAAUGGAAAACUAGACUUUUUAAACUUAUUAAAUAUUUCAUCGGGUGGCGCCACACAAAAACGUUAAUUCAUAAUGAAUUGCAGCGUGGUACCUUGUAAUGAAUGUUGCCUUAUUUAAAGACAUUUAAUGGAUGAUCGUGCAGAUCAUGUAAAAAAAAAAAUCCAGACCUCUUAAUUUGUUUUCAAACCAAAGUCAACAUAAAAAAAGAGUACAUUUCAUGUCCCAGAUGCAUCAACAGUUCAUUGCUCAGAUCCACAUCUAGUGCAGUGUAGGUUUAUCACUAACCACGUUACACUCUUAAUACGAUCCCGUGUGUGGAAAAAACUGUUUUCAUAAAGUUUCACUUUUUCUGUUGUGGUUAACUGGCUUUUUAAAAACAUCACUAUCUGGUACACUGCACCAGAGAGUCAGAGUCGGUCCUUUCAAGAUCCAUGAGAUAAUGAGAGAAAUCUGAUAUGAAUGUGGUACAUCAUGCACAAAUACACAGACUGAAGUCCUGUGCAUGGUGCACGGUCACAUCACCCGUUUAUGAAAGAAAGUUUGUCCGACGGUAUGUUUGUGUUUCACAAAAUAUCCUGGUGGUGAUCAACUUUUCAACUCCCCGCUGACAAACUGUAGUUACAAGAACAGGCUUAUUAUCCUGCGGACUAAUAUCCGAGGUUUACAGACUGUUGUUUUGCAUAAUGAUGUUGGUUUCAGCCCAGAUACUCCAAACACAUCUCCACACAGUGUAGUUGUGCGGUGAGGUCAAACUUCCUUGAAAUGUGAGUUGAGGUGAUGUGCACCAUGUGAAGGACGUGCUGUACGCAGACUCCCCACCAGAGGGAGCGGUUGGCAACAAUUGGCACCUUGUAUUAAUUGUACAAAGCAUUUCAUGCUUCUAUAACCCUACCUCCUAAUUAUAGAAAUCACUGACAAUACUAUAUAAACAUCAACACAACCCCCCCAAGAUCAAUAUUACACAUUUCAUGAUUUCAAAUUUCUCGCGUUUAAAUAUUUGUUGUGCUAUAUUAUAUUAUUUGAACCUAUUGCCUUAUUUGUUUCCCCCCUGUCUUUUUUUCACACUCUAGAUCUAUUAUCUUUAUUUACCAUGGGAGUGAAUUAUGUGUACAUAACUUUAUAAAGGGUAAAAUUGUGAAAGCAUUCAUGACAAUAAAACUUUAUGGCAAAUUGA
Molecule: messenger RNA, 4567 nt
Organism: Scophthalmus maximus (turbot)
Lineage: Eukaryota; Metazoa; Chordata; Actinopteri; Pleuronectiformes; Scophthalmidae
Gene: cab39l1
Product: calcium binding protein 39, like 1
Exons: 9
Coding region: 399-1430 (343 amino acids)
Biological process (GO): intracellular signal transduction
Molecular function (GO): protein serine/threonine kinase activator activity
Source: RefSeq, a predicted model, not a curated record